Molecule: messenger RNA, 180 nt
Organism: Ilex paraguariensis (yerba mate)
Lineage: Eukaryota; Viridiplantae; Streptophyta; Magnoliopsida; Aquifoliales; Aquifoliaceae
Source: the annotation of a GenBank genome assembly
AUGGCAAUGGGGUUUGGUGGCUUGCUGUUGUGGGUUGUGCAUGAGGGUGUUAGGAUUUGGGUUGGGGGUGGGUGUAGUGGAGAGCUUUUAGCGCUAGGAGGUGAAGAUGGUUUGGAGGACUUGACGAUGAGAUGCUGGGUGGAGGGUGGCCGAAGUGUGGGUUUGAUCAUAAGGCCCUAA